This is a messenger RNA of Magnolia sinica, 784 nucleotides long. Its product is annotated as large ribosomal subunit protein eL30. Gene Ontology annotation, molecular function: structural constituent of ribosome; RNA binding. Gene Ontology annotation, cellular component: cytosolic large ribosomal subunit. Lineage: Eukaryota; Viridiplantae; Streptophyta; Magnoliopsida; Magnoliales; Magnoliaceae. The transcript has 5 exons. The record is from RefSeq and is a predicted model, not a curated record. Bases 138 to 476 code for a protein of 112 amino acids.
GAUAAAAGUGCAAGGGUAGUUUCGUCAAAAUGAGAAUAUAGGGUUUUUGCGUAUAUAAGCGAAGCGCCUGCAGGAAACUAGGGUUUCUCGGCGGCCAUUUGAAAUCUAGGGUUUGUGUAGCUCUCUUCAGCUCCCCAAUGGUGGCCACCAAGAAGACUAAAAAGACUCAUGAGAGCAUCAACAAUCGCCUCGCUCUCGUGAUGAAGAGCGGGAAAUACACUUUGGGAUACAAGACCGUCCUUAGAUCCCUCAGGAGCUCCAAAGGGAAGUUGAUAAUCAUUGCAAACAACUGCCCCCCGCUUAGAAAGUCCGAGAUCGAGUACUAUGCAAUGUUGGCAAAGGUUGGAGUGCACCAUUUUAAUGGAAACAAUGUUGAUUUAGGCACCGCUUGUGGCAAAUACUAUCGGGUCUGCUGCCUCAGCAUUAUUGAUCCAGGUGAUUCGGAUAUCAUUAAGAGCAUUCCUGGUGAUCAAUGAGCAAGAUAAAAAGCUAAGUCAAGCCUGUAUGUCUUUUUAUUGAUAGAGAUUCAAAUGGCAGUUUUUUAUUUAGGGGUUUCUCUGUUGGGUAGAGAGAGGUUUUGAUGAGUGUGCAAUUUUUGCUGCUAACUCUUUUGCAAGAACGGUCAUUAAUGACCAUGAAAAUCGGUUAAAAUGAUGAUACACCCCCAACUCUUGAUUUUGUGUUUUUAUGCUGUGUUACCUUUUAUAGUUUGUUUUUGACCGUCAGAUACACAUGCACAUGCUGACCAAUUUUUUGGGAAGUUGGGCCUGAACCAAAAUUUGAA